Messenger RNA from Anthonomus grandis grandis, 1810 nucleotides. RefSeq names its product bleomycin hydrolase. Gene Ontology annotation, molecular function: cysteine-type aminopeptidase activity. The coding region runs from base 156 to 1529 and encodes 457 amino acids. The record is from RefSeq and is a predicted model, not a curated record. The transcript is spliced from 6 exons. Lineage: Eukaryota; Metazoa; Arthropoda; Insecta; Coleoptera; Curculionidae. Gene Ontology annotation, biological process: response to toxic substance; proteolysis; L-homocysteine catabolic process. Gene Ontology annotation, cellular component: cytoplasm.
GGUUUUUAAAUAAAUUCCUAACUUCGCAGUCGAUCAUCCUCCUCCUCUGUCUCCUCCUCCAUUUUGUCGAGAGUGAAAUUGCAUUAUUUAAUUUAAAAUUUAAUACAGCGUAAUCGAGUGAAAGCGGCACGCUAGAAAAGAGAAAUUUGUGCAAAAUGCCCGAGAACGCAGUGCCCUUAACUAAGGAUGUGUUGGAGAAGUUGAAAACCUCAUUUUUGGCCGAAGACAAGAACAUUUUCGCUCAGAAUGUGUGCACCAAACAGGACCCUUUUGAUGCAGCCCUCAGUCGGAAACGAAUUGAAGAAACUGUACAUGUCUACAAUACUAAGAUCGACGCGGAAGCGAAACCGAUGACCGACCAAAAAAAUUCAGGCCGUUGCUGGUUGUUCGCCGCCCUGAACGUCAUCCGAUUGCCGGUGAUCAAGAGUUUCAACCUGGACGACUUCGAGUUCUCCCAAGGGUAUCUGUUUUUCUGGGACAAAAUCGAGCGUUGCAACUAUUUCCUCAACAAUAUCGUGGAAACGGCCCGGAAAAACGAGCCGGUCGACGGUCGGAUCGUCUCGUUCCUGUUAAACGACCCGACCAGCGACGGCGGCCAAUGGGACAUGUUGGUCAAUUUGAUCAAGAAACACGGUUUGAUGCCGAAGAAGAACUUUCCAGAGUCGUUUUGUUGCACCUCCAGCGCCAAGAUGAACCAAGUGUUGAAAAGCAAGCUCCGGGAAUAUGCCAAAGAAUUAAGGGACCUGAUCAAUAAGGGCGGCAGCGACGGCGACGUCCAGAACCUAAUCAGAGACCAGAUGACGCACAUUUACAGGAUCGUCGGUAUUUGCUUAGGAAUCCCUAACGAGACGUUCACGUGGAACUACUACGACAAAAACAAGGCGUUCCACAGCGUCGGCCCGAUCACCCCCCAGAACUUCUACGAGGAACACAUCAAACCGAUUUUUAAUAUAGACGAUAAAGUCUGCUUGGUGACCGACCCCCGUAGCACCAAUCAAUACGGCAAAGUCUACACCGUAGAGUAUUUGGGGAACGUGGUGGACGGUAGACGGUGCAUCUACAACAAUCAGCCGGUCGAACUGUUAUUGGAACUGACGGCGAAGAGUAUAAAGGCGGGCGAGGCGGUGUGGUUCGGUUGUGACGUCAGUAAACGGUUCGCGCCCAAAUUGGGCAUUCAGGAUUUGAAAAUACAGGAUUUCCCGUUGAUCUUCGGGGUGGACAUUCAGACGCCGAUGUGCAAAGCGGACCGGUUGCUUUAUGGGGAGAGCGCGAUGACCCACGCGAUGGUUUUCACGGCGGUCCAUUUAGACGAUAAAGGUGAAGUACAAAAAUUGAGGGUGGAAAACUCCUGGGGCGAGGAGAGAGGCGAAAAGGGUUACCUGCUGAUGACCUCCGAUUGGUUCAAAGAAUUCACGUUCGAGGUGGUGGUGGACAAGAAGUUCGUCCCGCAGGAGGUGAUGGACGUGUUCAAACAGGAGCCGAUCGUGUUACCCGCUUGGGAUCCCAUGGGAACCCUUGCCAUCAAUUAAAUUUCGAUUUAACACCCCUCAUGUAUAGAUUUGCAUUUUUAAAUUAUUAUUAUUUUAUUUUUUUUUUAAUAAGGUUUUUGAUGUUUAUUUAAAGUGAUAUGGGUCAAAGUGAGGCUUAUUUGUGUCGUUUCCAUGAACGUUCAGUUACCAUUCGAUAGUUUAUUCUUGCCUUGACUGUAAUGGAUUAUUUACUUUCUAGUGAGGGCUAAUUUGUCAUACUUUUCGUUUGUUUAAUAAUCUACUUAAUCUGUAAAAUAAAAUAUUAUUUUUAUCUAUUAAAA